Molecule: messenger RNA, 429 nt
Organism: Drosophila ficusphila
Lineage: Eukaryota; Metazoa; Arthropoda; Insecta; Diptera; Drosophilidae
Exons: 3
Coding region: 54-365 (103 amino acids)
Source: RefSeq, a predicted model, not a curated record
UAUAUACACCCCAGGAAGGCAAGAAGAAGAGAUUGAGAUUGCAGCUAACCUAUAUGUGUUUGUCUGUUCAAGCCGUUAGUGAAAACGUUAGAAUAAAAAGGCCUGGACGCCAACAACCCGUCAACAGUUUCAUUCGCGACGUCAACAUGAAGUACUUCAACUUGCUUCUAAGCCUGUGCCUGGUGUUCAUGCUGUGCUCCUCGUGGGUCGCCGCCUUCUCCAGCCUCUCCCCUCCGGAUCCAACCCCACCGAUUGGUGCUCCUGUCGACGGUGACGGAAGCUCUACUUUCUCCGGACCGCCGAAUGCCCCAAGUACGCAGGUCACGCCGGAGGUUUCCACCAUCUAUCCAAAUUACGCUGUUUAGGGCCGUCGACAAGUUAUGAAUUAAAAAUUCAACAGCAAUUAUAAUUAAAUACGUGUAAUCUUCA